Messenger RNA from Tarenaya hassleriana, 1294 nucleotides. RefSeq names its product serine/threonine-protein kinase SRK2J. Gene Ontology annotation, biological process: intracellular signal transduction; protein phosphorylation. The coding region runs from base 94 to 1101 and encodes 335 amino acids. The record is from RefSeq and is a predicted model, not a curated record. NCBI's taxonomy places the organism in Eukaryota, Viridiplantae, Streptophyta, Magnoliopsida, Brassicales, Cleomaceae. The transcript is spliced from 9 exons. Gene Ontology annotation, molecular function: protein serine/threonine kinase activity; ATP binding.
CUCCAUAUACAAUGAUAUAUGUAUAUCUAUAUAUAUAUAUAUAUAUACACACGUUAUGAACCCACAGUUCUUUGAUUAAGCUUGAGAGUACAGAUGGAGAAGUACGAGAUGAUGAAGGAUUUGGGUUCUGGGAAUUUCGGGUUUGCUCGCCUUAUGCGUCACAAGGAAACAAAGGAGCUCGUUGCAGUGAAAUUCAUCGACCGAGGCUACAAGAUAGACGAGAACGUUGCGAGGGAAAUAAUCAACCAUAGAUCUCUCAAGCAUCCUAAUAUUAUCCGUUUUAAGGAGGUGGUUCUGACGCCGACGCAUCUCGGCAUUGUGAUGGAAUUCGCAGCCGGCGGAGAGCUGUUCGACCGAAUUUGCAACGCCGGUAGAUUUAGCGAAGCCGAGGCAAGAUAUUUCUUUCAGCAGCUCAUUUGUGGGGUCCAUUACCUGCAUACUAUGCAAAUAUGCCACAGAGAUCUGAAACUGGAGAACACGUUGCUCGACGGAAGCCCAGCCCCUCGUCUGAAAAUCUGCGAUUUUGGCUACUCCAAGUCUUCUGUGCUGCAUUCAAGUCCGAAAUCAACUGUCGGAACUCCGGCGUACAUAGCACCGGAGGUUUUGUGUCACCGAGAAUAUGAUGGCAAGUCAGCCGACGUGUGGUCAUGUGGAGUUGCACUCUACGUCAUGCUGGUGGGAGCCUAUCCCUUCGAUGAUCCAAAAGACCCUCGCAAUUUCAGAAAAACCGUUCAGAAGAUAAUGGCCGUCAAGUACAAAAUCCCUACGCACGUUCACAUAUCUCAGGACUGUAGAAACAUACUCACUCGUAUAUUUGUCGCCAACCCACUCAAGAGAAUCACACUCAGAGAAGUAAAAAACCACCCAUGGUUCCUAAAGAACUUGCCACGGGAGCUGACAGAGUCGGCUCAAGCAGUGUAUUAUCAGAGGAACAAUCAGAGCUUUUCUCCUCAAAGUGUGGAGGAGAUCAUGAAGAUUGUCGGAGAGGCAAGAACUGUCCCAAAGCCUUCUGGCCACGCCGGAGGAGAAGAUGAGGAGGAGGAAGAAGAGGAGGAAUAUUUGGACGCCAAUGAUGAAGAAUACAAUCCGGAAGAUGUGUAGAAAAGGAAGCGUAGUCAUGAGAUGUAUCGAGUAUAAGAUAUGAAAUUAUCUAAUCAUGCAUGACUGCAUUGCGAUUGUGAUGAUGGCCGUUGUAUUAUAUAGGCGUUUGUGUUAUGCUUCAACCCAGGAUAUUUGAAUUAAAUGUUUGCUUUUGUAUCGUAAUUUGGAUUUUUAAAGUUGUGUUUUGUGGAUA